Coniosporium apollinis CBS 100218 is the source of this 1596-nucleotide messenger RNA. RefSeq lists its product as uncharacterized. Lineage: Eukaryota; Fungi; Ascomycota; Dothideomycetes. Gene Ontology annotation, molecular function: myo-inositol:proton symporter activity. The transcript is spliced from 3 exons. The coding region runs from base 1 to 1596 and encodes 531 amino acids. The record is from RefSeq and is a predicted model, not a curated record. Gene Ontology annotation, cellular component: membrane. Gene Ontology annotation, biological process: transmembrane transport.
AUGGCUUCAAUCACUGAGGAAUCAAAGGAGCUGGACUCGGGCGCCCACCAGGUCGAGCUCGCCUUGGGCGAAGACAGCGUCAAUGGCCUUGACUCCAUAGAAGAAACCAAGCCAGGAACAUGGGUCUGGCUCAUCGCCCUGACCACUGCUAUCGGCGGUCUGCUGUUCGGUUACGACACGGGUGUGAUAUCCGGUGUCCUCGUCACCAUCGGAGAUGCGCUUGGCCACGAGCUUAGUGACUCUGAAAAAGAGCUCAUCACUGCUGUUACUUCAGGUGGUGCAUUCGUUGGAGCGGUCAUUGCUGGCUGCAUCGCCGACAAGUAUGGACGUAAGCCAUGCAUCUGGUUUGCCUCGGUACUCUUCACCAUUGGAGCUCUGGUGCAAGGCGUGUCGUACAACAUUGCCGCAAUGACUGCAGGCCGUGCCAUUAUUGGUCUCGGCGUCGGUUCCGCUGCCAUGAUAGUCCCACUGUACAUCAGCGAACUCGCGCCAACACGCUUCAGGGGCCGAAUGAUCACCAUCUCCGCCUUCUGCAUCACUGGCGGCCAGGUCCUCGCCUACGCAAUCGAUGCUGCAUUCGAGCAUGUUUCCCAUGGCUGGAGAUACAUGGUCGGACUCGGAGGGGUUCCAUCAAUCAUCCUCGGCAUUUUGCUCUUCUGGUGUCCAGAGUCCCCUCGUCAGCUAGUCUUCCAUAACAAGCCCGAAGAAUGCAAAGUCGUUCUUAGAAAGAUCUACCCCAGCGCGACUGAGCAGCAGGUCGACGACAAGGUGCGCCUUAUCCAGCACGGCGUCAGCCAGGCUGUCGCCUUGAACUCCGAGAUGUCCCUUUGGCAGACAUUCAAGACGCUGUACGGCGUCCCGGCGAAUCUGCGCGCGCUCGUUGUCGCCUGCGGUCUUAUGGCCAUCCAACAACUCUGCGGCUUCAACACUCUCAUGUACUACUCCGCGACGCUCUUUAGCAUCGUCGGCUUCAAGAACGCCAUCGCCGUCGGCUCUGUCGUUGCCGUCACGAACUGGAUUUUCACCGGCGUGGCGCUCAAGUACGUCGACCGCAUCGGCCGGCGCAACAUCCUCAUCUACACCAUGUGGGGCAUGUCCUUCUCGCUCGUCAUCGCCGCCGUCGCCUUCCACUGGAUCCCCAUCGACACCGAGACGUUGGAGCUACAGACUGAAGACGCCGGUUGGGCUGGCAUCGUCGUCCUCGUCGCCAUCAUCAUCUUCGUGGCCUCCUAUGCCACCGGCCUCGGCAAUGUUCCCUGGACCGCGAACGAGCUGCUGCCCAUGGAGGUGCGCGCACUGGGCACCAUGAUGAUCACGUGCACCAACUGGGGCCCGAACAUGAUCGUCAGCAGCACGUUCCUGCAGAUGAUGAAAGGGAUGACCCCUUCCGGCGCAUUUGGGUUCUAUGCGGCUAUCUGCUUCUUCGGUUGGAUCGCGGUCAUCCUUUGCUAUCCGGAAGUCGCGCAGAUGACGCUGGAGCAGACGCGGGCGGUGUUCGAGCAUGGCUUUGGAGUUAGGUAUGCGAAGGAAUGGCGCAAGCAGCACCAGGCCGAGCUGAAGGAGAGGAAGCAUGUCGCAAGCGGUUUCCAUGUAUAG